UUGCAGAUGCAGUAACAUAUAAAAGGUGAAACAGUUCUUCGAGACAUCAGACUGAAGAAGAAGAAGAAGAAAAAUCCAAGCCAAAUCAAUAUUGCAAAAAAAACCUCCCGGUGCGUUGAUCAACUCUUGAGGAGAACAACUGCAAUUUGGGGGUGAAAUUGGGUCAUGUGCUGCGUUCAACAUUAUGGAAUCACUUGCUUGACUCCCCCAGCUCUCAUGUUUGGCACAUGGGCUGCCGCGUGAAUUUGAUUUUGCAGCAGGAAAGAAAACCAGUGGACGUUUGAUAAACUGCAAUUAGCUUUUGUGAUUGGGGGAGUUCACAUCUACCGCGGAUAAUCACAUUGGGAGCUUCUGACCACAAGGAUAUUAAGGAGACUGCGUAUUCGGGUGGCAGCGGUGGGCUUUGUGAACGGCUCCAGGAGGAUUUGGUCAUCAGUCAUCAACAAUCAGCCUUCCAGAAUCAUCCAAAAGAAUUGUUCCUUUGCGCAUCAUCUUAUCAAGAAAGGUUUGCAGCAGUGACUUGCAACGUGACAUACCAGGGAGAUUUGUAUAUGAUAGGAGAGCUUGAACUGUUUCGAAAAGCAACUAUAGAGGGCGUAUUCUAACCGGUUCUAUCGGACACCACCACUACUCAUCAAAGCUGGGGAUCCGCAACGGGAUGAGGAGUGGGAACAACAACAAGGGGGAGACGACCUCCAACCGGGGGAGUCGGUCGCCACGGUUACGAGGUGCCCACGAGAGAUGGCUCAUCGCGCUCAAGAAGGUACUGGGGAAGAAUCGGAGGCUGCUCCAGGAAGUGAGCGACACCAAUCUUUCAGUGACCACAGGUGCGGCCUGGAGGUUAGAAGAUGAAGAGGAGGGGUACCUACCCCCUACACCCAGCCUUGAAGACACACCCUUCUCUCAGACCUCAUCACAGCUAUACUACCCUGUUCCUCCCAGACCUACCACCCCUGACACAGAGAGAGUAAGAACAAGUGCCAGCAAUGGAGGUUUGGCCAAGUUGGCUCGUCGACUCAGUCAGAGGGGGGAGAGGAGAGGGGAAAAGCUGCCAUGUAGACAGCGCUCUGUCAGUGUGGACAGUGAUUACGAGUCCGACGUCGCCAGCGCCAACGGCAUCCCCGACCGGCUCUGGAGUAUGCUCCUGGUCGACGACCACCACGCGGCCAUGCCUCGUAAACCCUCAACUGGCGAUGUCCGGAAGGCCCAUAGCAUGGAGAGCUUGGUGCCAGGAGACGACAGGAGCAAAUCCUCUUCCAUUCCUCCGUCUCCCCUCGCCCCUAACAAACUCCAGAGGAGCCUCUCGGGCAAGAAGAGGGGGGCAAGCAUGAACGAGGUGGACUCCACGGGGCUAGGGGGCAGCUCCGUCAAGGACAAGGGCAGAAGAAAUUCCAAAUAUAUUUCUGAUUUACAAGCUCUCUUUGAGGCAGUGGAACACCAAGACCUGGACGUAGCCAAAUAUUGUCUGGAAGCCAACGGGCUAGACCUGAACCAGCCCAACCCUGACGAGUUCACCGUGCUAGACAUCGCCGUCAUGACCAAUAACAUGCCCAUGUCUAGAUUGCUCCUCUCUCACGGAGCAAGGGAAAACCCCAGAUUUCUUUUGAAAGAUGUCCGCCUAAACAAGCUCAAUACUCUGAUCAAUGAAGCGGAACAAGUCAUCCAGGAUCUCACCACCCGUGUUGUCAACGGCUCCGGCAAUAAUAAUGCUACUUCUUCCAGUUCGAUCAAGGAUGCUGAUAGGCAACUGGUGGAUUGGGAAUGGCGAUACAGGUUACUGAAACGAAUGAAGACUGGCUUUGAACAAGCAAGAGUACCUGACAUACCAGCCUUAGUGCGAUUAUACACAGCGAGUAGCUCUUCCCUUCUUGCUACCUUUGACGAACCACUCAACAUGAAUGGAGCCACGGCUACAAGGUUUAAAAUUGAAUGGAGCCAGAACGAGGAUUUCUGCCCGUUGGCUGGGGAGCAUAUACUAUACCACUUCAGCAAUCUCAAAUAUACUAUACAAGGUUUAACACAGGGUGCCAAAUAUUAUGUACGUGUGUCAGCCUUCAAUAUGAAGGGCUUCGGCCCCACCCAGACGUCAAAUCCAUCAUUUGCUGUCCCGUCAUGUUGGAGGGAUGUGGAUGGCAGCAAGCCCAGGUCUUGGGGCAGGCUGAGCAUGAUCGAUGAGCUCUUCCAGCAAGUACGGGACGGGAGACCAGCAGACUCUGUUGAAAUCAAAUCAACUUCCCCUCGAGCUUCACCGAAUCAGAUGAGGAAAACGGUGAGAAAAAGCUUGAAGAACCUCUUCCAGUCUGCUCCGAAGUUCCAGAAACAUUUAAGGAGAGGCGUAUACCUAGCCUCAGUGAUCUACAACGAUGACAAGGUUCUUGUGACAACGGAGGACUACCUGCCUAUUAUAGAGGUCGACGAGAACUUCCCUAGCAACGUCCAACAGGACUUCCUAUGGUUCAUGAAGGUGGCCCAAACAUGGGAGGAUGUUGACCUCCUGAGAACUGACCUGACCCAGUCGACGGCAGCCUCACCGGUCGUCCACUUCAGAGGGCGCCUCCUGCAGGCCGCUGCCCAGUUGCAAAGCAUCAUGGGUAUGCAGGACCUGGGCAAGCUCUACUACGAGCCGGUCAAGGACAGCCAAGGGAUCGUUAUCUUUACACUCAUCAACUGCGUCAAGGACCCGAGGACAAUAAACAAUGCAGCGCUGAAAUGGGUCAGUAUGACGAGAGUCCAGAAGAGGAAAUCAAUGAGUGUGGAGUGCCCAGUGGCUGCAGAUCUGCUACUUACGUCAUUACCAGAGAAGAUCAUCCACCACCAGGUGAGCAGCCUGCCCCUGACCCGGGGUCUCUAUGUGGGCUACCUCAAGCUCCGGAGCUCGCUGGGGAACAUCAGGAUCCAGGUGCCCGAGCGCCACCCCAGCAUGCUGCCCCACAUCAAGGUCAGGGAUAACUACAACGUCUCGCAGGAGGAGUGGGAUUGGCUCCACAGUCUGGACAAGUGUGAGGUGAAGAAGAAAGCAACCAGGGUACAGGAAGAUUUCCAGCGCCAGCUUGCAUCGGCGACCCGGAAGCUAUUGACACGGGUAGGGGUCACCGAAGAGGAGGCUAUCACCCACAGACUUUGCGACCUAGAGGUUGUUGAACUCAGCAGUGAGGUCUCAUUCAUUUUGCUGCUCCCUCCUCUGGGUAGUGUAUGUAUAGGACCGGGGACACCAUCCGAUGACUGGAUCACCAGCAGGGAUUUCACGUCGAUCUCAGUGCCGGUCUUUGAAAUGAUACACAUGAGCACGUAUCAUGGAGACUUCAUCCGCCGCUACGCAAGGCUUUCCUCAAUCCUCGAUACAGAGUCCCUGAUCACCCAGCAACAACUGAGGGAGGCCUUCUCGAACGAUGAACUGAAUGAAGCAAAGCGGAGACAGACGCAAGUGGAGGAAUUUCAGAAGUCACUUGACAUGAUGUGGAGAGGAAUGCGCUGGAUCAUGGAUAUACUCCAGUAUGCCAGAGACAAACAGAUCAAAGGGGGAGUCCCUCUCUCUGUACUCUAUGCUCCACCCCCAUCACCAGUGGAUGCUUCCGAGGAUAUUCUAGCAUCCUUCACGGAGUGCAUGAAAGAUCCCCAGAACCACUCCCUCCUACCGCCCCCUCCCUGCAGCAGCAUUGGAUGCCAGACGAUGUUACUACCGGUAGAGAGGGCAGCAGAUAACACUCUCAAGUCAGGCAUUCUCAGGGUCUUCCCAGCCUACAACUCAGGUCUUGCCAAAGGAACAAGUGUCAAGCUCCAUGUGACAUCAAAGACAUCAUGUGAGGACAUAGUGAGCCUGGUGGUGCAGCAGCUCAACAAGGCCAUGGAGAGCAGUGGCAUGGAGACCCCCGCCUUCUCCCCCGAGGACUGUGCCCACUUCUGCCUGGUAGCCAUCAUUGCCAACAAGGAGUACACUCUGCAGGAGGACUUCUGUCCGCUGCAGCUCCAGAACCCUUGGACUAAAGGACAGUUGUUUGUCCGACCUAAAGACUCCGAGAGAGCUGUCCUCAAUGUAGGUCCGUCGACGGCUGUAUAGCGUUGACAGUCCGGUCGCAUCCUCCACGUGCCAUCUUUGCCAAAGUGAAGAACAUUUCCAGGAUUUUGCUGCGUAUUGCCAUUGGAGAAUACUUACAAUGUCAUACAUUGUUUUGAAACUUCCUAUGUAAAACAGAGUGACUUCAUAGCCUCAACCAAAUCUCCAGGAUAUAUGUAUAUCAUUUUUUUUCUCCCAACAAGAGUUUGUGAUAAUGCCAAGGAUAGGGAAAGGCUCUUUUUCGAAGUACAGCUUCAGGAGAAUACUUCUGCGUGCGUACAGGUCUGCGAUAGGGUUGGUCUCUACAGAAGACGUACAUCUGGGUGUUAAGCGAUUGUUAUAAGAGAGUCUUUCUAUGAGAAGAUACCUGAUGUGAACAUGGCAACGGUAAUGGACUCAAAGGUCAAAGGUUAGACAAGUAGCCGCAGAUGAUGAACUCCCUACAGUCUUGGCCACUCUGCAGAUACCUGUACAUGAUCUCUCUGGACAGAACUGACCUAUACGGUGUGAUGGAACCACAUAUCUUGUCCAUGUGUGGUUGUGUUUAAGAUCUAGAGACGCCCAUGAGUGGUGUCCUUCACUUGCAGAAAAGCGGUAUCUGCAUGAGUGAACAAGGACCCUAGCCCUCCACCCUGGCCCAUUCUCGAAAGUGAGAUCCACUUGCCGUAGGCCUUCAAGAAUGCAAAGUUUCCGUUCCUCUAAAAGCAGACAAGCUUGAAUCGGCAUCCUGUGUUGGAUAAUAUGGAUCUCGGAAUAUAUGGAAAGUUCUUGGUUUCCAAUGUUAUAAUUUCAUGUCUCUAAAGCAGUCAGUCAUGAUGAAUAGUCAUAUAGAAUAUUGGAUAUAGCCUUACUUGGAGGUAGCUACCGAGUUCUAAUACGUGAUGUGAUGCAUCGUCACUAAUAUGAAGUAGGUAUAUGGAAUUCUGAUAAAUGAUGAAUGUAAUUGUGCAACACCAAAGACUUGAAAAGAAAAUAUUAUGAUUUUGAGUGAAGGUUUGCAGAAUGUACGCUAUCCAUUCCAUGUAGACAAUACAUGUCUUCGGCUGUUUGCAAGAAGGCUGUUCGUGCCGUUGCCAAUGCAUGGCCCUUAUGGCCUUCUUGCCACAGCUACCCGACAAUAUACAGUCAAACCUGUCUAAGUGGCCUCUGCCUGUCUAGAAAGGUCACCUGUCUAUAGUGGUCAUCCAAACAAUGUCAUGUAGAUGGUCUUUAGAGAUUUAAGUCUCCAUAGUAAUGGACAGAACUUGAAUUCACUUGCAUUGAAGUUCUAGAGAAAUGGGCUAUAUUUUAGGAUGAUUCUUAUCUGACAUCAUGUUUGUGUUGCAAAAAAAUGUGAGUUUAUUUUUUUGAUUAAUUAACUGAUUUGGAUGUUUGUGGGUGAUAUUAGCAGAGGCUGUUUUUAAAGAGAGCUCA
This is a messenger RNA of Strongylocentrotus purpuratus (purple sea urchin), 5467 nucleotides long. RefSeq names its product ankyrin repeat and fibronectin type-III domain-containing protein 1 (gene ankfn1). The coding region runs from base 659 to 4057 and encodes 1132 amino acids. The record is from RefSeq and is a predicted model, not a curated record. Gene Ontology annotation, cellular component: spindle. Gene Ontology annotation, biological process: establishment of mitotic spindle orientation; signal transduction; regulation of establishment of bipolar cell polarity. Gene Ontology annotation, molecular function: protein binding. Lineage: Eukaryota; Metazoa; Echinodermata; Echinoidea; Camarodonta; Strongylocentrotidae. The transcript is spliced from 25 exons.